Paramecium sonneborni is the source of this 600-nucleotide messenger RNA. Lineage: Eukaryota; Ciliophora; Oligohymenophorea; Peniculida; Parameciidae. The record is from the annotation of a GenBank genome assembly.
UCUAAAAUGAAUUCUGACGUUGAUCCUGUUUACACUAGAUUGUAUCACAAAUACUCAAUGAAGUACAGAAGGAUCAUAGAUAAGUAAUAUUCUAUUCUUUAAUUUAUAGAUGGAUUAUGCAUCCAGGAAAAAGAUGGACAUUUUGUGCUAUUUUACUCUUUUUCUAUUUUAGCAGACUUAUUGAAACACAAAGUUAUUUUGUUGUAUCCUAUAUGCUCGGAAUCCAAAUUAUUUAAUCUUUGUUGAGAUACUUUACACCAUUAGGACUUCCUGAUAUUGAAGAUGAAGAUGAAGAUAUCAAUAGUAAUACUUUCAUAUAUCUAAUUAAGUUUAACUUCCAUAGCAUAACGAUGACAGACCUCUUAUUAGAUCUAUGCCAGAAAUAUAAUUGUGGGAAUAAAUUAUCUUUGCUCUAUUCCUUUCAAAUUUUGCAACAUACUUUUAAAUAUUUGAUCUUCCUGUCUAUUGGCCAUUUUUGUUUAGCUAUUUCAUUUUAGUUAUGAUCAUUACAUUUAAAAAAUAUCUGAAGCACAUGCAAAAAUAUGGAUAUAGUUGGGGAGAUUUCUCUAAGAGAUGAUUGUAAUUAAUUUUAUAAACGCA